This is a messenger RNA of Pediculus humanus corporis (human body louse), 786 nucleotides long. RefSeq names its product transcription factor Sox-3, putative. Gene Ontology annotation, molecular function: RNA polymerase II cis-regulatory region sequence-specific DNA binding; DNA-binding transcription factor activity, RNA polymerase II-specific. Gene Ontology annotation, biological process: anatomical structure morphogenesis; cell differentiation; regulation of DNA-templated transcription. Bases 1 to 786 code for a protein of 261 amino acids. The transcript has 2 exons. NCBI's taxonomy places the organism in Eukaryota, Metazoa, Arthropoda, Insecta, Psocodea, Pediculidae. The record is from RefSeq and is a predicted model, not a curated record.
AUGUCUAACGAAUAUCUAUUCGGUAUACGGAUAGAACCGAGUCACGAUACCCUGUCCCAAAGUGAGGUGGCUCACAUAAAAAGACCGAUGAACGCUUUCAUGGUAUGGUCAAGAAUUCAAAGGCGGAAAAUAGCCCUCGACAAUCCGAAAAUGCACAAUUCGGAAAUAUCUAAAAGACUUGGUGCCGAGUGGAAAUUACUUACGGAAAUAGAAAAGCGACCGUAUAUCGACGAGGCAAAGAGACUGAGAGUCACACACAUGAUAGAACAUCCGGGUUACAAAUACAAACCUCGACGUAAACCCAAAACGUGUCAGCAGCAAAAACAAAGCAAAUCGCCCGACGCGGUUCAGAAUUACGCUUUUCCAUACUUUGCACCUUUCAAAUCUCAACCUUCGGAUCAUUCUUCCCUAUCAACGUAUUUCAAUACGGCUUUGGACGCAUUUCAUCUUUCGAAAAUCGUUUCCGGUCAAAUAACGAGCUUUAAUCAGGAUCAAAAAAUCACCGAGCAAACAGACUCUUCCACGACCAACUCGGCUUCUGCCAAUUCAUUUUCACCUCCAUCUCUGUAUUCGGAAAAUUCUUCUUCAUCAAGGAAAUUUUUUCAGUAUCAUUCGACACCGGUUUCACCUUUUUUGUUGCCCCCUCCAAUGUUUUUUGAAGAUAAACAAAAAAUUUCACUGAAAACUUUAAAUGAAAAAAAAGGUUUUAUAUUCAAUGGUUCAGUUUUGGACGGGGAGGAUGAUGUAACCCUUGAAAAAUUAAGGAGACCUAUUCCUGUUAUAUAA